GGGAACUCCGAGGGUUAUUUUCGGCUUUGGAUUCAUGUUCAGUUUACCAUCUUCAUUGUUCAGCAUGUUACUUACCAUAUUAUGUUUUGCCACUAUUGCGGGUCAUGUUGGUGGUUUACCUCCUGGUGCUAGGACGGAAGCAGAGAAUGUGAUCAACUUACCGCCCAACGAAAGUGAAACAUUCAAACGACCUAUUCAUUUGGAUGGGGUGCAAUUAGAGCGAGACGGAGAAUUGAAUAAGGAAUUUCGGCAAGAGGUACUACUAGGUGGAGAUCCGAAAGAUUCUCAAGAGUUGAAGGAAAUGGUCAGGAAGAUGUUUGAGGCGAGCGAUGUAGAUAAAGAUGGCUUUUUAACACUUGAAGAAUUAGAAGGACGAAUAGUGAACAAUACGCGAGCUCAUUUGGAGGAAGGUGUUGAAGAAGCCAAGACUCACUUUGACAUUGUGGAUAUGAAUGGCGAUGGCAAGGUGUCCUGGAACGAGUAUGAACCACACUACCUAUCGAAAGAAUCUCAAAAUGAUGGGCAUGAUCACAAAAACGUUGUUGACAAUGACGAUCUGUCACUUGCUGGUCCAGAACGAGCAUCUUUUGAUCGAGCCGACAAAAACGCCGACGGAUACCUUGAUCCUGAGGAAUGGUUGAGAUUUUUCCAUCCUGAGCAUAACAAUGAUUCUUUGAUGGAUAUGGCCCGUGAUAUACUCAAAUUGUACGAUCUCAACGGCGAUGGUGUUGUGAAACGAGAAGAAUUCGCUGCCCCACAUCCAGCUGAACGAAAAAACCCCAAGGACAAGAAGAGCAAACAAAGAAUGCUAGAAAGAGAGGCGGAAUUCGACAAGCAGGUGGACACAAAUGGCGAUGGAAUCGCUACUUUGGAAGAGCUUUUCGAAUACAUAAAUCCCAGAAAUGCGAAAAGCUUAGCUUCUGAGGCACGAGAGCUAUUGGAAUCCAUAGACAGCAAUGGAGACCAUAAACUCUCCUUGCAAGAAUUACUGGAUCGAGAUCGAUUGAUUGAAUAUAGCCCACUGAUUUCAGUAGCCGAAAUCCUUCAUGACGACUUAUAAGACAGGAUUCCUUAUAAGGACCAAAGUGUUGUUG
Messenger RNA from Cylicocyclus nassatus, 1094 nucleotides. The record is from the annotation of a GenBank genome assembly. Lineage: Eukaryota; Metazoa; Nematoda; Chromadorea; Rhabditida; Strongylidae.